Messenger RNA from Cuscuta campestris, 1248 nucleotides. NCBI's taxonomy places the organism in Eukaryota, Viridiplantae, Streptophyta, Magnoliopsida, Solanales, Convolvulaceae. The record is from the annotation of a GenBank genome assembly.
CGUCACUUUCUUGUCGUUUUCUCCCCGGCCCCCCACUCUCUUUCUCUCUCUACUCUGGAUAAGUACUGACUAUUCCCGGCCACACUCAGACCCAUACACCGACUAACAAAUUUUACUUCGCCGCCGCGGCCGAUCGAGACGAUGCUGGCUGUUUUUGAGCGCUCCAUAGCGAAGCCUCCGCCGGAGCUCAGCCGUCCGCUUGCGGCGGGGAUGCGCCCGGCGUGCAGGUCCAGGCAGGAGAUCGCGGCGAGUUUCCGGUCACGGAGGCCGGACACCACUCUGUACAACCUUGCUAACGGCAACUUCCUCGGGCUCACUCACGGUGGCGAAAAUCCUCUGCACCCAAGAUCCAUAGUGGUGAUGGAGGACAUAUUCUGCAUCUUCUCUGGGGUACUGGACAACACUUGUGACUUGAGGAGAUACUAUGGCCUCUCAAGGCAAGCCACAGAGGCCAGCAUUAUGGUGGAGGCUUACAAGGUCCUCCGGGAUAGGGCACCCUACCCUCCAGACCAAGUCAUCAAGGGCCUCAACGGCAAAUUCGCCUUCAUCCUCUUCGACUCUAAAGCCUCCACCCUCUUUCUCGCCCGGGAUCGUGAAGGAAGCGUGCCGCUUCAUUGGGGAGUCGCGGCGGAUGAGUCUUUGAUGUGUAGUGAUGAAGCGGAGUUUGUCAAUGCUGCUUGUGGGCAAUGUUACACUCCUUUUCCUCCGGGGUGCAUAUUCAUAAGCGGGAGCGGGCUGACGAGCUUCGACCACCCGAUGCACAAAGUGAAGGGGACGGUGCGGGAGGGGGAGGGAGGGGUGAUCGACGCUGUGAUUUUCCAGGUCGAUUUCUACACCAGACUCCAUAGCAUUCCCCGCCGCGGCAGCGCCUCCAACUGGGCCGAUGCCGCCCUUGUCGACGGGGAUCAAAUUAAUUAGUUAAUUAAUUACAGAGUAUGAGUUAAUAAUUAAUAACUCUCAUGAUCGCGCGCUUGAAGAACUCCGUCGUCGUCGUCUAUCCCUAUAUAUAUGUCUCUUGUAUUUACUAUGUAUGUAUGUGUUUGUUUUCAAACUUUUAAGCUCGGUUUUAGUUUGGUUUGGGCGUGUGACUUGUGAAUGAAGAGAAUGAUGCUUGUGUUCAAUAUUACAACAAAAUUGUAAAGAUUAAAUAUGUUUUCACCUUGGUUCCCAUAAUGUUGAGAUUCAGUGUCAUGAGAUGACCUGAAGUUCAUACGAUGUUCCUUUGAAAAAUUAAUGGUUCCUACCCCC